AUGGGGCAAUACUGGAACCUGUUCAACGUUGACAAGCGUCAAAAGGGGAAGAAAGUGCGGGGAAAGUUCGACGACUUCAUCUUCAGCGGCCACGACUGGCUCGUCAAGCUCCUCGCACGUCCGGAGUACUCCGACGCCGUUCCAACUCUCUACUCUUUGAUCCAAACUUCCAACGACAGGGAUCAACAAGGACCCCUCCUAAACCUCCCACCCGAGCUCCACGCAGUCAUCUUCGCACACCUCUCCUCUCUCGACGACGCCGCCUGUCUCACAGUCGCGCACCGUCUCCUCGCGCCCGAAGGAUACCGCCGCGUCGCACAACUUCGACGCGAGGAGUGCACACACUGGGGAAGCUGGGCAGGCGAUCGUAUCAUCACAGCUGGAGACUACAUUGACGAGUUACCCGAGAAUCUAUUGACGCCUGAUGAAGAAGCCGAGAUGGUGAUCGAGGGAGCGAGGUUCUAUAACUUUGCGUAUCAUCAUUAUGAGGGUCAUGCGCCCCUUGCGUUCAAGCCGUUCCUUCGUAUACCACCGGAUGCAGUUGGUGAUCAUCUACGCGCACGACUCCUUCUCGACUCCACUUCUCCGCGAUACCCGUUGCACGGAACAUGGGUCCUAUGCAACAUCUCCCGCAAAGCAUACAUCCGCGCGGACGCCCUUACCACCCUAGACUGGCAGAUCAACUGUCAAAUCGACGGUCCGUUCAUCCGGGGGACGAACGCUGCCGUGGACCUCGGCACAUUGGUCAUCAUGAUGACAUCUUGCUCUGACGAUCUGGGAGACGUAGGGACGGCUGGACCGUGGGCAGGAGAUCGGUUGGCUGUUAUUGGUGUUGAGGAGCUUGAAGGGGAAGGUUGGGAGGAUGUAUCGGUGAUGGGUUUGGGUGUGGUGAGGGACUGUAUUGUUGCCAAUGAGAGAGUGAUGUAG
Messenger RNA from Peniophora sp. CBMAI 1063, 927 nucleotides. The record is from the annotation of a GenBank genome assembly. Lineage: Eukaryota; Fungi; Basidiomycota; Agaricomycetes; Russulales; Peniophoraceae.